UUGUCCAAUCCUCGUCAUCACACAAGGAUGCGUGUGGCGCCUCGGAGGUGCUGCCUCAGAGUCCUUUGGCCCGUCUUUGGAGCGUGAAGACCGCUUGCAUGUCAGCAUGUAUCGGCUGGUUCCAGCACUUCGCAGGCCAGCUUGGCGCUGGUUUCAGGCUGCUCAAGCACUUGCCAAUGGGGACCCUUUGAUUGCCAACGCAUUGACAGCAGAUGAACAGCAGUGGAGCCUGGCAAGAGGGCUCCAUUCUAGGGUUGAUUCUGGAGACAGGAUGCAUCCUUCUAGCACAGAGGAACGAGCGGCGCCACCGAAAAUGAGCAAUGGCCGCAUGGCACAUUCUUCUGUUGCAAGCUCGCCCUUGAAUGUGGGCACAAUAAACCCCAAGGUCGUUGAUUGUGAUUACGCCGUUCGAGGGCCUCUGGUGACACGAGCGGAGGAACUAGACAAGCAGCUCAAGAAAGACCCCAGCUCGGUAGCGUUCGACGAGGUCGUAUACUGCAACAUCGGCAAUCCUCAGUCGCUGGGCCAGCACGCGGUGACCUUCUUCAGAGAGGUGCUGGCGUUGCUUGACCACCCAUCCCUCCUCGACAACCCUUCUGCGCAGCAGCUCUUCAGCUCUGAUGCACUCCAGCGGGCAGGCCGCCUUCUUAAGGCCAUCCCUCAUCACAGCAUCGGGGCCUAUUCUCACUCCCAGGGCGUGCCCUCCCUUCGUCAAGAAAUUGCUGAUGGGAUUGCCGCUAGGGACGGCCACCCCGCCUCUGCAGCCGACAUCUUUUGCACCGACGGGGCCAGUCCAGCAGUGCACAUGAUGAUGAACCUGCUGCUGCGCUCGGAAGCAGACGGCGUUCUGGUGCCCAUCCCCCAGUACCCGCUCUACUCUGCCUCGGUCUGCCUGCAUGGGGGCACGCUCGUGCCGUAUUAUUUGGACGAGACGGCGGACUGGGGCCUCUCGAUGUCCGAGCUGGAGCGCCAGCUGGCGGAGGCGCGGGGGCGGGGCACGGGGGUGCGCGCGCUGGUGGUGAUCAACCCGGGAAACCCUACCGGGCAGGUGCUGUCGCGGCAGAACCAGGAGGAGGUCGUGCGCUUCUGCGCUCGUGAGGGCCUCGUUCUCCUGGCGGACGAGGUGUACCAAGAAAACGUGUACGCCGAGGGCAAGCAGUUUGUCUCCUUCAAAAAGGUGGCGCGAGAGCUCGGGUUCGGCCCCAAGGACCUCGCCCUCAUCUCCUUCCACAGCGCAUCAAAAGGGUACUAUGGAGAGUGCGGGCGGCGAGGGGGUUACAUGGAGGUGACGGGGAUCCCCCCCGAAGUGGUGGAGCAGCUGUAUAAGGUGGCCAGCGUCAACCUGUGCAGCAACAUCGCGGGCCAGGCGCUCAUGGGCCUCAUUCUAAAUCCCCCCAAGGAGGGGGAUGAGUCCUAUCCCCUCUUCGUAAAGGAGCGGGGCGCCAUCCUGGACUCGCUCAAAAAGCGCGCGAAGAUCCUGGGCGACGCCAUGAACCAGCUCGAGGGCGUGUCAUGCAACCCGACCGAGGGUGCCAUGUACGUAUUCCCAAAGCUCGAGCUGCCGCGGCGAGCGCUCGAGGCGGCAGAAAAGGCGGGGGUCCCCGGGGACAGCUUCUACUGCCGACAGCUGCUCGAGAAAACCGGUAUUGUGGUCGUUCCGGGGACGGGCUUUCACCAGGCGCCUGGAACGCUGCACUUUCGGUGUACAAUCCUCCCGCCGCUCGACCAGAUCGAAAGGGUCGCGGAGCGGCUUGCCAAAUUCCACGCGGGGUUCAUGGAUGAGUAUCGGGAUUGAGAGCAGUGAAAGCAGCGGAAGAACUUAAAAAGGCUUGCGGGGAUUCAAGUUCAGGUGUAACCAGGUGUGAAGGUCAUUUCGAGGCUACAGCACACCCGUCUAAACGGGCAGGUUGGUGGGAUGUGGUGCAAACCCGUGUCACGGUGUACAAGUACCAUGAGAAUGUCGGUGCGGAAACAUCUUGUUCCGAGAGCGUCCGCCGCCCGUCUUUCAAGCCCAAUGGGCGUCUUACUCGCCUCAAACGGAUUUGACCCGGCCACCCGGCCACUGCAAGAUGUGCGAGGAACUUUUACAAGUAUCUGUAUUUCUGACAUCAUUCCGACAAUGGAAAGCCGAUGAAGUAGCUGGUGGCAAACUGCACUGACUGUUUGGCAUUACAAACAAGCCGCCCGGCACACCCUUAAAGGAAGGUGCAG
This is a messenger RNA of Klebsormidium nitens, 2211 nucleotides long. The record is from the annotation of a GenBank genome assembly. Lineage: Eukaryota; Viridiplantae; Streptophyta; Klebsormidiophyceae; Klebsormidiales; Klebsormidiaceae.